AGGAAGAUUAGGGAAGUCUUGGGCUCUUUCAGAUGGGGAAAUUAACAGCUACGGAGCCCUUGAUAAAAUUAAAAGUGGGUCCCCAUCGCCAGGAAAUAGAAUUCCUGGUUGACACGGGAGCUGAAAGAAGCACCCUACAAAAAUUACCCAUGGGUUGCAUGGCAAGCAAAGAAAAGGUGGUUGUGAUUGGUGCUAAGGGAGACCCCUUUAAGGUCUCUGUAAUAAAAGAUGUGGAAAUUGAGUCUCAAAAUAAAGUUUGUUUAAGGAAUUUAUUGUUAGUAGAGGAAGCAGAUUAUAAUUUAUUAGGCAGAGACAUGAUUGUGGCAUUAGGCAUAAACAUUGUCGUGAAAAAUUCUGAAUUGGUAAUAAAGAUAUUCCAUUUGACUCCAAAAGAUGAAAGAAAAAUUGAUCCACGAGUGUGGCAUUCAAAGGGAGAAGUGGGGAAAUUAAAUAUUACCCCCAUCAAAAUUGAAAUAGAAAACCCGGAAGAUCCAAUUAGGAUCAAACAGUAUCCCAUCCCGAUAGAAGGGAGGAGGGGUCUGAAAUUAGUAAUCGAUGACCUUCUCAGAGGAGGUACCCUCGAACCUUGCAUGUCCCAACAUAACACCCCCAUCCUUGCAGUAAAGAAAGCAGAUGGGAGUUUCAGACUGGUUCAGGAUCUAAGAGCAGUAAAUGCUAGGACCCGAACCAGGUUCCCGGUCGUUGCAAACCCUUACACUUUACUUAACAGACUCUCACCUGAGGAUGUAUGGUACAGUGUAAUUGAUCUAAAAGAUGCAUUCUGGACUUGUCCUUUGAAUGAAGGGAGUAGGAAUUUCUUUGCUUUUCAGUGGGAGGAUCCGGACACUAACAGAAAUCAGCAGUUAAGGUGGACCGUCCUCCCGCAGGGAUUCGUGGAAUCCCCGAACUUAUUUGGACAGGCAUUGGAACAAUUACUCACUCAAUUCAUUCCAGAGGAAGAGACAAAAUUACUACAAUAUGUAGAUGAUUUGUUAAUUGCCGGGACAACGGAAGAACAGGUUAAAAAGAGUACGAUUUCCUUGUUGAAUUUUCUGGGACAGAAAGGUUUGAAAGUAUCGAAAUCUAAACUGCAAUUCACAGAGCCCGAAGUAAAAUAUCUCGGACAUUGGAUAUCUCAGGGAAAAAAGAAAUUGGACCCUGACAGGGUGGCAGGAAUUCUCAUACUUCCUGCCCCAAAAACAAAAACACAAAUCAGACAAUUUUUAGGGCUUCUGGGAUAUUGCAGACAAUGGAUUGAAGGAUUUAGUGAAAAAGUAAAAUUUUUAUACGAAAGAUUAAAUACGGACAGAUUAAAAUGGACAACUCAGGAUGAAAGUAAGUUCCAAGAACUGAAAAAUGCUCUCAUAACUGCCCCAGUUCUAACCUUGCCAGACACUAAUAAGGAAUUUCAACUGUUUGUCGAUGUAAGUGGACAAACAGCGCAGGGAGUUCUGACCCAGGAGUGGGCAGAAAAGAAAAAGCCCAUAGGAUUUUUAUCAAAAAUCCUAGAUCCAGUCAGUCGAGGUUGGCCUACUUGCUUACAAGCAAUUGUUGCAGUAGCUCUCUUGGUUGGGGAAGCAAAAAAGAUAACUUUUGGAGCCCCUUUAAUAGUCUACACCCCACACGAUGUAAGAAAUAUUUUACAGCAAAAGGCCGAAAAAUGGCUAACUGAUUCAAGGCUUCUGAAAUAUGAGGCCAUGCUAAUCAGUUCGCCAGGCCUCGAGUUAAGAACGACUACUGCCCAGAACCCGGCACAGUUUUUGUUUGGGGAACCAACAGGCGAGCUAUUUCAUAAUUGCAUUGAAGCAGUAGAAUUACAAACCAAGGUAAGACCGGACUUGGAAGAUCAGGAGUUGGAAGGAGGGGAAAAAUGGUUCAUUGACGGUUCAUCAAAAAUGGUGGAAGGAAAGAGAAAAUCAGGUUAUGCCAUCAUAAAUGGCACGACCGGACAAAUCAUAGAGUCAGGUCCCCUGCAGGCAAGCUGGUCUGUGCAGGCCUGUGAGCUAUUUGCUCUCCUAAGAGCCCUCAAGGGUUUAAAGGGAAAAAGGGGGACCAUUUACACCGAUUCAAAGUAUGCAUUUGGGGUGGUGCACACUUUUGGAAAGAUAUGGGAAGAAAGGGGUUUGAUCAAUACAAAAGGAAAAGGAUUAAUACAUGGAGAAAUAAUUAGACAAAUUUUAGAAGCAGUCAGAGAGCCACAAGAGAUAUCGGUUGUCCAUGUAAAAGGACACCAAACUGGGUGGCAGUUUCACACAAGGGGGAACAAUUUAGCAGACAAAGAGGCGAAACGAGCGGCUUUGUUGACGGUAAGUAUUCCCGAGAUUUUCCCAAAGGAACCACCAGAAGUAUCCGUGCUCCCUUCAGAGAAGGAGCUGGAAGAUUUCAGAAAGGAGCUCAGGAGAAGAGGAUUGAUUCCCCAAAGCGCGACAUUGGGAUUUCCAAUCCACAAAAUUCGACCAGGAGACAAAGUAUUGAUCAAAGUGUGGAGAGAACUUCCCCUCAGCCCACACUGGGAAGGCCCAUUCCUCGUCCUCCUAACAACAGAUACUGCGGUUCGAACGGCCGAGAAGGGUUGGACACACUCUUCCCGGGCAAAGAAAGUUCCAGAUUGCAAUUCCUCCGAGUGGAAAGUUACCACCCCUCCGGGAGAAUUGAAAAUCAAGCUCCGACGACAACACAAAUGA
Messenger RNA from Poecile atricapillus (Black-capped chickadee), 2684 nucleotides. RefSeq lists its product as uncharacterized. Bases 33 to 2684 code for a protein of 883 amino acids. The record is from RefSeq and is a predicted model, not a curated record. Gene Ontology annotation, molecular function: RNA-DNA hybrid ribonuclease activity; nucleic acid binding; aspartic-type endopeptidase activity. NCBI's taxonomy places the organism in Eukaryota, Metazoa, Chordata, Aves, Passeriformes, Paridae. Gene Ontology annotation, biological process: proteolysis. The transcript is spliced from 2 exons.